Molecule: messenger RNA, 4439 nt
Organism: Falco peregrinus (peregrine falcon)
Lineage: Eukaryota; Metazoa; Chordata; Aves; Falconiformes; Falconidae
Gene: RPGRIP1L
Product: RPGRIP1 like
Exons: 26
Coding region: 140-3949 (1269 amino acids)
Biological process (GO): retinal rod cell development; non-motile cilium assembly
Cellular component (GO): photoreceptor connecting cilium
Molecular function (GO): thromboxane A2 receptor binding
Source: RefSeq, a predicted model, not a curated record
GACUCCGGCUCCAGGAGCGCGGGCGGGCGCGCUCUGCCCCUCGCAGCCCCACAAGCCGCGCCGCAGCCGCGGGAACAGCGCGCUCGCCGCGGGCGGGAGCCCGCCUCAGGGCGGAGGGGCAGCAAAGAGAAGAUAAGCCAUGGCUGUUCCAGCUGAUGAAACUGUGGGGGACCUGCCUGUGAGAGAUGUAGGUCUAACUGUGGCUGGAAUUGGAAGAUUACAAGAAUCAUCAACUACACAGAAUGUAAAAGCUCGACAAGCUGUAUCACGAAUCAGUCGAGAGGAACUGGAAGACAGAUUUUUUCGUUUACGUGAUGAGAGCAUCUUGCUCAAACAGCAUGCAAAUAAGCAAGAGGAGAAAAUUAAAAGAAUGGCCACCAAGUUAAUGCGGCUUGCUAAUGAUAAAAAAAGUCCUGAACAGGUUGGUGGCGGCCCCAAGCGGCUGGGUCAGGUUGUGGAGCUGGAAGAAAUGAUUGAACAUUUGCAAGAGAGAGUUCGUGAGCUUGAGAAACAAAACGAGAGCCUCCGCAGCAAACUCAUUUCAACUAAACAGCAGCUCCAGAUUCAAGGCCACAGGCCUAAUCCGUACAGCUAUGUUCAAUCUCGUAUUAACACGGGUCUCAAAAAAGCGAAUGAGGCUGCUGGCCUGCCAGAGCUCACAAACAAAGGAAUGAGAUAUCAGGAUUUAGAAGUGAAAUCACCGAACCUUGUGGCCCCAACGUAUGGACAAAGUCUGCUCGAUGAUCCAAAGGCUGAAAUAAGAAAUUUGAAGACUGUGAUUGAGUCCCAAAAGGAACGCAUUGAAGAACUGGAACACGCCAGAGAGGUACUUGUGAGUCAGCUAAGAAGAAAGGACAAGGAAAUUGAAGAAUCCAUCCUACGGCUGAAAGAGCAAGAAGCAACAAGCCAAAGGUUAAACAUUCGGGACAAUGUGGAAAUGAUCAAAGUCCGUAAACAGCUGGUUGAGAAAACCAACGCUCUUUCAGCAAUGGAAGGAAAAUUUCUCCAGCUUCAAGAGAACCAAAAGAACUUGAAGACCAGCCAUGAUGCUUUAAUAGCAAAAGCUGAUGAACUGAAUCUACAGCUUAAAGAGGAGAGGUUAAAGUGCCUCUGUCUUAACAAAGAGUUGCAAUCAAUAACUAUUUCAAACAGAAGAACGGAGGAGUUACAGGCAAGAAUAAAUGAUCUAGAAAAAGAGAAAGAGCUUAUGAGGGAAAACUAUGAUAAACUGUAUAACAGUGUCUUCAGUAUGACCCAUGAACAGGAAUGGAAAUUAAAGGAACAGCAACUGAAACUGCAGAUUGCUAAACUGGAGGCUGUUAUUAAAUCUGAUUUAGCAGAGAAAAAUGAAAUCCUUGACAAGAUCAAAGUAGAAAGAGACCAAAAGGAAAAGCUGAUGCAAGAGAACAAGGACCUGCAGUUAUGCUACCUGGAACAUAAGAAACAACUAGAUGAACUGAAAAAUCACGUUAAUUGUUUGACCAAGGAAGGUGAUAUUGAUGCGGCAGAACUCAGUGAAGCCCUCCUGCUUAUAAAGGUUCAAAAACAGCAGACGAAUGGGGACCUUAUGUUUUUGGAGAAAGUAGAAGAUGAUAUCAAUAAAGAUUUAGAACGCUCUAUGCAGGAGCUGCAAAUAACACAUGCAGAAACAGUGCAAGAACUUGAAAAGACAAGGAGUAUGUUAAUUCUGCAGCACAAAAUUAACAAAGAUUACCAGACUGAAUUAGAAGUAGUAACAGAAAAGAUGGAAAGUCUACAGAAAGACUAUGAGUUAAAACUGCAACAGUAUGUCCAUCUUCUUGAUAUUAGAGCUGCACGCAUCAGAAAACUAGAAGCCCAACUAAGAGAGAUUGUCUACAGUACAAAACCACAUAAAUCCAGACCAGAAAAACUGCCAGAUGGUCCAAUGGAUGAAUUUGAUGAAACUGUACACUUAGAAAGAGGAGAGAACCUUUUUGAAAUUCAUAUCAGCAAAGUGACCUUCUCUUCUGGAGCUAUACAAGCUUUUGGUGACCAUAACCUUGCAACUUUUUGUACUUAUGCAUUCUAUGACUUCGAACUUCAGAUAACCCCAGUAGUUUACGGGUGUACCCCAUCAUAUGACUUCACUUCUCAGUAUCUUGUGCAGGCUGAUGACUGCUUCUUCCACUAUAUACAGCAAAACAAUAUCACACUUGAGGUUCAUCGUGCAUAUGGCAUAGAUUAUGAAACAGUUGCUACAUGUCAACUGAAGUUGCAUGAAAUCUUGGAAAAGAAUGGGAAGAUCUACAGCACAGCAAAUUUAAUUGGAAUCAAAAGAAACACACAAAAUUAUGGUACCUUAGAAUACUGGAUCAGGUUACGAGUUCCUAUGGAUCAAGCUGUUAGUCUCUACAAGGAAAAGUCAAAGGCUCUGGGGUAUAUGACACCCAGUUUUAGAGAACAUGAACAACCAUUCCAGGAACAGAUACUCAGAACUGCCCAAGUCAGCACUUCAACAGAUGGCAAUUUAAAUGAACUCCACAUUACAAUAAAAUGUUGUAACAAUCUACCAUCCCGAAAAAAACAUCUUCAGCCAAGUCCUUAUGUUAUCUACAAGUUCUUUGAUUUUGCAGACCAUGAUACUCCCAUCAUUCCUAGCAAGAACAACCCACAAAUAGAUGACCAUAUGUGUUUCAAAGUGCCAAUGAAUGCAGAUUUAGACCGAUACCUAAAAUCAGAAUACUUAACCUUUUAUGUAUUUGAUGAUGGUGAAACGGAAGAAGGUGCUUAUGUAGGGAAAGCCAGUGUGCCUCUUAUUUCUUUAGCACAUGACAAAUCUAUCUCAGGUACUUUUGAACUAACAGAUUCUGAAAGACGUGCUGCUGGCACCAUCACAGUUGAAUUAAAAUGGAAAUUUGUCUACCUACCACCAAGUGGAUUGACACAGGCUGCAGACUUAACAAAUUACAUUCAAGAUGAGGAAUCAAUAGCAACUAAAUUGGUAGUAGAGGAAAAAAUGAAAACUCCAUCUCUUUCUCCUUCUCUUACUUCAUCAGUGAUAAAACCAAUACCCAAACCAAGGCAACAUGCAGCCAAGGCAGAUAAGAAGGUGACUUUUCUGGAUCCUUGUACAAUACAGACAGCCGGCUCUGAUGUUGAAAAUAACAUGGGACUUGCACAGAAGGUGAAGGCUUCAAGAUUUGCAGAGCAUGUGGUACGUGAAUUUAAACAAGAAAGGCUAGCAGAUGAUAAGGUGAAGGAGGUGGCAGAAGAAAUUCAACAGGAAAAAGACCUCUCACAUCCAUCGGAAGGACAGUUGACUGACCAAAGCUCAGUUACUUCUGGAGAUGAGACAAAAAUAACUGAAGAAUUGGAAUCAGAAGAUCAAGGUGAUAGACAAGAGGAUGAUGCCAUUGAAUCAGUAACAACUGACAGCGAUGACUGUAUUGUUUCAAGUCCAAUAUCCAAGGAUGUUAAACAGGCAGAUGAAAAAAUCUAUAUUGAAAUUAUGUCACUCAGUCUUACUGACUCACAAAUUGCUUCAGAUGAAACAAUACAGCAGCUGUUUGUAGAAUGCACAUUAUACAAUUUCCUUUGCGAGGAGACCCCACUGUCACUUCCAAAGCCAACAAGUGGUCAGAGGAUUCACUAUAACUAUAGCAGUGUAAUACAUGUGGAUAAGGUGAAUAAUCUUGCCAGAAGAGAGUACCUCAAGUCUAUGCUUCUAAAGCCAGAUCUACAUACUGACAGUCUACGAUUUACAGUGGUCAGUGAUCCUCCAGAAGAUGAACAGGAUCUUGAAUGUGAAGAUAUUGGUUUCGCUUAUGUCAGUUUGAGAGAGAUAUUCCAGAAGCAAAGAGAUAUCCUUGAGCAAGAUAUUGAUGUUUUCGAUUCACAAGAUGAUAGUGCAGUAAUUGGAAAGCUCAAAGUAACAGUGGAAGCCCUCCAUACGCUGCGCUCAAUCUAUGAGGAAUGCAAAGAUGACUAGGAGGCAUGAAAGGGAAGUUUGCCUACAGAAGCUCCGUCUCCCAGUGUAAAUACAUGCUUGAUAGUGCUUCAAAGAUGAGAUCUUUGUAAUUCUUACAGUAUAUUUAAUGUAUAAUUUAUAUGGAAAGGAUGCUUGAUUUGUAGUUGUAAAGUUUUGUAUACUUUUCAGUCUGUUUGUUUUUAUAUUUCCCCCCUAAGGCUAAGAGUCUCUCCGAGUCUCUCCACAAUGGACAACGUCUUGUAAAUAAUUAAUACCUACAUGAUUGAAUGUUGUGCUUUAUUUGCAUUUUCAAGUUUUUUCCUACUUAAAACAGUAAUAAAAAUGCAAGUAAAAUUUUUAAUUUUUAAUAAAAAAACCAUAAGCCUUAGAAAACUGAUUAAAAAUACUUUUAUGUUAUCCCUAAUCACCCCACUAAAUGGAAUGCCUGUGAUUAGCCUCAUUAAGAAUUUUACACUGUGAAGAUUUUAUUAAAAGCAAUAUAUGAAAAUUA